GAAUGUUUAAGAAUCAUCUUUCUUGUGGAGAGACAAGUAUUACAGUUACUAUCAGUUUUCUUCAGGCAUAACCAUGGUCUCCGGGCACGCAAAGAAAAAACUCUCCGACAGAAAAUCGACGAGGCUUUUGAUAAAUGGGACGAUUAUAAGGAGGCCUUCGGGAAAUCAUACGAUCCGGAGGAAGAAAAUGACUUCAUGGAAGCAUUUGUUAAGAAUAUGAUUCACAUCGAGGAACACAACAAAGAACAUCGUUUGGGCAGGAAGACAUUCGAGAUGGGAGUCAAUGAAAUCGCUGAUUUACCCUUCUCACAAUAUCGAAAACUCAACGGAUACCGACAUCGUCGUCAAUAUGGCGAUUCUAUGCCAUCGAAUGGUACCAAGUUUUUGGCACCAUUCAAUGUCGAGAUCCCUAAUGAAGUUGACUGGCGCGAGAAGGGGCUCGUGACUCCAGUGAAGAAUCAAGGAAUGUGUGGAUCAUGUUGGGCAUUCUCUACUACUGGUGCACUGGAAGGACAGCAUGCACGUGCUACUGGCAAAAUGGUUUCUCUUUCUGAGCAAAAUCUUGUUGAUUGCUCGACAAAAUACGGAAACCACGGCUGCAACGGUGGUCUUAUGGAUUUGGCGUUCGAGUACAUCAAAGAGAAUCACGGUGUCGAUACCGAAGAGAGUUAUCCCUAUGUUGGAAGAGAUAUGAAGUGCCACUUCAAGAAGAGUGAUGUUGGAGCUGAUGACAAGGGUUUUGUCGAUCUUCCCGAAGGUGAUGAAGAAGCUUUGAAGGUUGCCGUUGCUACUCAAGGUCCAAUUUCGAUUGCUAUCGACGCUGGUCACAGGACAUUCCAGCUAUAUAAGAAGGGUGUUUAUUAUGACGAGGAAUGCUCUUCUGAAGAAUUGGAUCAUGGUGUUCUACUCGUAGGAUACGGUACUGAUCCUGAAGCUGUUGGGCAAAAAACUUUGGGGAGUACGAAGGGCUACAUUCGUAUUUGCUUCGCAACUCGCAACCAAUCAUUUUGCGCGUGUAAGCCAUCCUCCCCCCAGUCGUGGUCUUAA
Molecule: messenger RNA, 1047 nt
Organism: Cooperia oncophora
Lineage: Eukaryota; Metazoa; Nematoda; Chromadorea; Rhabditida; Trichostrongylidae
Source: the annotation of a GenBank genome assembly